Molecule: messenger RNA, 845 nt
Organism: Mytilus trossulus (common blue mussel)
Lineage: Eukaryota; Metazoa; Mollusca; Bivalvia; Mytilida; Mytilidae
Exons: 5
Coding region: 105-638 (177 amino acids)
Source: RefSeq, a predicted model, not a curated record
GCAAUAAAGAUACUUGGUUUGAUGCCAUUAACACCUGUUUAUUCAGCAAUAAGACUAUUUCAAAAAAUCGUUAUAACAACAUUAUAACAUGGUAUGGGGAGUUCAUGUAUACAAAAAGACAACACAUAGAUGACUCAGAUGACCCGAAAAUGAGGUGUGUUGCUUUAUUGAUAAAAAGUGCAGACCAAUCGAGUUUUUACCAGUACAGAAACUGUUCAGAUUUCUUACCAAUUCUUUGUAAAGAAGGAUCCAAUUUGAAUAAUGACAGUCUUUUUCCUGCAAAUUCAACAGAAUCUGCUUUCGGGAGCACAUCUGAGCCUAGUUCUGCAGCUAAAGGAAAAAUAGUCAUUGUAAACUUUGUUCUUGUUGGGUUGUGUAUUUUUGUUAUCAUGCUGAUCAUCUUAAGAAAACAAGUUAAUAUGCAGAAUUGCCAAACAGCAAAUCAGAAAUCACGGAGCAAUACUAUCAAUAAACAACCAAAGGCACACAGAGAUAGAAACAGUGUAAGGGACAAUGAAGAUGAAAAUAGAGCAGCUCGUUAUAAUGAGUCCUGGGAACUUCGUCACAAUAUCGUUCAGCUGGGUCAACUUGAUCAACAGGGUAUCAUAAAUGUUCAAUUGGAGGAAACUGAAACUUGAUCGUGUUAAUGUUUAGAUGAACUCAAUUGCAUUGAUAAUGUUUGUUUUUAAAUUGAAAAAUAUGUCUUCUUCCGUUAAAUUGUGACAAAUACAAAACGUACUUGAAUUAUUCAAAUUGACUUUACAAAUGCACUCAAAACCGGACAAGGUCAACUUUGCAUAAUUGAUUCUAUACUGUUUUAGUAUCUGGUUGCAUAUCAAACACUG